AUCUCCCUCACCAUCAUCGACCCUCUCCUUACUCCGAUUUCUUUCUCUCUCCCUCUCCCUCUCUGUCUCUCUCUUAAUCUUCACAAUAAUGGGCUGCAGAGAAUCAAAGCUGGAUGUAGUCACCGGCAAUACCAUCUCCCAGAGCAAGAAAUCCAAUGCCGAUCCCAAGCGCAUUGCCCCACCGGAAACCCGACCCGAUGAUAAGAGUGGUGGUUUGGAGGAGGCGGCAGCAGAGGGUGAUGAUGCUGUGAUGGUGAAUGGAAAGGAGGGAGAGACCAGAGAAUUGGAUAGGGAAAGGGAGGGUAACGAGGGGGAGGAGAAGGAGAAGGAGAUGGAGAGAUCCAUAUCUAGAGAGUCACCAAAUCAUUAUUUCUCGUCCAGAAAGGACAAUGAAUCCAUCGAUGCCAUUGCUAUUGAAGAAAGGUCCGAGUAUUCAUCGCCACCCAAUGAAGCUGCAGGUAAGGAGAUUAAUGUGUUCAGCAAGGAGACAACAGAGGAUAGUGUUGAGGAAAUGAAAGCCGAAACAGAGAAAAUUAAUGAAGAAGAACCCAGAGACGUGAAAGAAGAGAAUUUUAUCAAAGAAUCAGAAUUGGUGACACCCCAAACAAAGGUUUUGAGCAUUGAAUAGAAAACUGCUAACGCUCGUGAGGAAAAUUUUACUGAUUCGUCCAAGGAAGAUCAGAAUGCGAAACGGGGAUAGACAUUGAUCACAUUAAGUUACUCUCUGGAUUUUACUUGCUGUUUAUUCAGUAUAUCAAUCAUUUUUUUUUUCAGAUCAAUCAUGUAGCCAUUGCAAACACAUUGUUGAUUUAUUCUUAAACUUUCUGGUUUAAUAAGAAAUAGAAU
Messenger RNA from Vitis riparia (riverbank grape), 846 nucleotides. RefSeq lists its product as uncharacterized. Lineage: Eukaryota; Viridiplantae; Streptophyta; Magnoliopsida; Vitales; Vitaceae. The transcript has 3 exons. The record is from RefSeq and is a predicted model, not a curated record. Bases 89 to 628 code for a protein of 179 amino acids.